AUGGACAUCGCGCCGGUGAUAGAGUCAUUAGACGCCUUUCUAUUUUUUGCCAGCAGAACAUUUUGUACUCCGUUCGCCAUUUUUGUUCAGAUCCAGGGAUGUGUAAUAUGCUUAUUUCUGGCUGCUGGAUGGGCUGGUGCAGCAUAUGUCAGAAGAAGAGAAAUUUGGCAGAUGAAGAAAUCUAUGCGAGCUGGCAAUAGCUUUGCAUUUCUUUGUUAUGAUAUUCAUGACCUUGAACAUUCUAAACAGGAAAACUUGCCAGGAGUUACAGUGGUAAUGCCUUUGAAAGGAUCUGGAGAUUACAAUCUGCACAACUGGAGAAGCCAGAUAACAUCUCUUUAUGGUGGCCCAUUGGAGUUCCUAUUCACUGUCGAGAGUACUGCAGACCCUGCUUAUCAUGCUAUAUCACGCGUACUUAUAGAUUUUGAGGGUGAGCUUGAUGCAAGCAUAAUUAUAGCUGGUCCAUCUACAACAUGUAGUCAGAAAAUUCAUAAUCAGUUGGUUGGAGUGGAGAAAAUGAGCAAAGACAGUAAAUACGUAUUAUUUCUAGAUGAUGAUGUUAGGCUUCAUCCUGGAUCAAUUGGAGCCCUGACUGCUGAGAUGGAAAAGAAUCCUGAGAUAUUUAUCCAAACAGGCUACACCCUCGAUUUACCAUCUGGGAGUUUAGGCAGUUACUGUAUAUAUGAAUAUCACAUGCCAUGUUCAAUUGGAUUUGCAACUGGUGGAAAAACAUACUUCUUGUGGGGAGGUUGCAUGAUGAUGCAUGCAGAUGAUUUAAGAACCAACAGACAUGGUGUUAUAUCACGGCUUCAACAUGGUGGAUACUCUGAUGAUAUGACUCUUGCGGCUAUAGCCAAUGCUCAUAAGAGGCUCAUAACAUCACCUCCUUUUGCUGUUUUCCCUCGUCCUCUUCCUGUCCAUCUUAACUUUGCAAGGUACUGGAGUUAUUUGCAAAAACAAACAUUCGUCUUGCUGUCGUAUACAACAUUCGAAAACUGGAUGAUGAACCGUGCACUAUUAUGUACCCACUGCUACCUAUCUUGGGGAUUCGUAGCGCCAUAUAUUAUGGCCGUGGUUCAUGUUGUAGCAGCAUCUAGAGUGUGGUUAAACGAGUAUUUUCUUGAAGAACAUAUUUUCGACCCUAAUGGGUUGAAAAUGACCGGCUGUCUAGCCAUAUGCACCGCCAUUGAACUUCUUUCAAUGUGGAACUUGACAAGAAUAGAAGUUCAGCUAUGCAACAUGUUAUCUCCUGAGGCACCUCAAUUGUCCCUUAAAACUUAUAAUUGGUGGUUGGUGUUUGCUGCAAUGUUGGUGGAUAACUUUUUAUACCCCAUUUCUGCAUUUCGUUCGUAUGCUUCUCGGACUAUCAAUUGGUCUGGUAUUCGAUACCAUUUGAGGAAAGGGAAGAUAGCAAAGAUCGAAAGAAAGAAAAAGGGUGGUCGACAAUAUUCAGAUUUGGCAGCCAAACGUGUGUUUUCGAAGAAAGGAGGUCAAGAAAAGGGCUCCGUUCUCGGUUCUUUGUCAAGAAGUCUUCGUUGGCGAUUACCAAAAAAGCGAAAUAUGUAG
Molecule: messenger RNA, 1566 nt
Organism: Cynara cardunculus var. scolymus (artichoke)
Lineage: Eukaryota; Viridiplantae; Streptophyta; Magnoliopsida; Asterales; Asteraceae
Exons: 14
Coding region: 1-1566 (521 amino acids)
Biological process (GO): glucosylceramide biosynthetic process
Cellular component (GO): membrane
Molecular function (GO): ceramide glucosyltransferase activity
Source: RefSeq, a predicted model, not a curated record